Molecule: messenger RNA, 681 nt
Organism: Aureobasidium melanogenum CBS 110374
Lineage: Eukaryota; Fungi; Ascomycota; Dothideomycetes; Dothideales; Saccotheciaceae
Exons: 4
Source: RefSeq, a predicted model, not a curated record
CGAGCAAUUGACAAAGAGGGGGGUAUUCGUACCAAACCUAUGAAAGUUCUACUCGCCAGUAUGUCUAGGACUGGUACCUUCUCAAUGUACACUGCUUUUCAGAAGCUUGGCUUGACGCCGUACCACAUGGCGGAGGCCGUCAAGAUGGCGUCUCAAGAUCUACCAAUUGCAUGCGAAGCACUAGAUGCUCGUGACAGCGAGAGACCAUUCGGACGAGAAGAAUUUGACAAAUGGAUUGGUGAUUUCGACGCGGUCUGCGAUGUGCCAAUGAACUUGCUGGUCAAAGAACUUCUCGGAGCAUAUCCGGAGGCCAAAGUCGUCCUCACAACUAGAGAUCCUGAGAAAUGGCGCAGGUCCAUUGAGAAUACUGUCGGCGUCAUCAGCAAAUGGAGGAUCUGGCCAUAUCUAGCUCUGAUCAGCCCCGAGUGCGCGGCUUGGUGCGCCAUGUUGCACAAAAUGGAUACUGUGAUGGACGGAUGGAGUACCGAAGCAUUGGCCCGUCACAACGCAGGCGUCCGGGCAGUUGUGCCCAAGGAACGCCUUCUCGAGUUCAGGUUGGGGCAAGAUGGUUGGAAGGAGCUCUGUGAUUUCAUUGACUUCCCGAAGCCAGAGGAUGAGUUUCCGCACGUCAAUGACGGCAAGAUGUUUGUCGCUGUUCAUGUACUCUUGAUCAAUAUCUGG